This is a messenger RNA of Aspergillus aculeatus ATCC 16872, 1659 nucleotides long. Its product is annotated as T6SS phospholipase effector Tle1-like catalytic domain-containing protein. The record is from RefSeq and is a predicted model, not a curated record. The transcript is spliced from 3 exons. NCBI's taxonomy places the organism in Eukaryota, Fungi, Ascomycota, Eurotiomycetes, Eurotiales, Aspergillaceae. Bases 227 to 1447 code for a protein of 406 amino acids.
GAUGUGUAGCGGCUGAGCUGAACGCCAAUGCUGACGAAUGGACUCCGUCGCCGAGAGCACGCCCUGUCAGAUGAACUAAAUCAAUAUAAAUAUAAGCACCAUCCUCAAGCCAUGAUGAAUUCCUUUCAGGAGCUUUGACGAGGCAUCGUGCAUCUCGAAAACCAUCUCUUCUGGAGACAUAGUCAUAUAUAUCUCGGCAUAUAACCACUAUCUGUUUAUAUACAAAAUGACACGCCUCGAGCGCAGUCCCUACAAACGACUCAUUGUCUGCUGCGAUGGAACCUGGCAAGACUCCACAGCCGACUCUGCGGACCCACCGUCCAACGUGACCCGGUUGAGUCGAACACUCAGUCAGACAGCGAUCGUGGAAGAGAAUGGUGUCAGGAAAGAAGUCCCGCAGAUCGUCUACUAUCAAAAGGGGGUUGGCACCGGCCUAGGUGACAAAUACAUGGGCGGCGUCACCGGACUAGGCGUGAGCGCCAACGUCCGCGCCGCAUACGGUUUCCUGACCGACAACUACACCGAGGGCGACGAGAUCUUCUUCUUCGGCUUCUCCCGCGGCGCCUACACCGCGCGCGCGAUCGCGGGACUCGUUUGCCGCUGGGGACUGCUCACGCACCGCGGCAUGGACAACUUCACCAACGUGUACGACGACUUCUACGAGAAGCAGGUCCCUGACUACACGCCCGAGGAACGACGCCGGCUGGGGUUCCGGGAGGAGCUGCCGCCCUUCACCGUCAAGAUCAUCGGCGUCUGGGACACGGUGGGGUUCCAGAAGGCCUGGCUCGGCAAGGACCUGGGCGAGCGCCUGGAACUCCGGAACACCUACCUGCUCCCGAACGUCAAAUAUGCCUUCCACGCCCUGGCGCUGGAUGAAGAGCGCACCGCCUACUCCCCGAUCCUCUGGCAUGUGCCGCGCCCGAACCCCGGCCAGGAGCUUCUCCAGGUCUGGUUUUCCGGCGUCCACACCGACGUCGGGGGCGGCGGGAAGGACCCCCACCUGGCGAACAUCCCCCUGGCGUGGAUGAUCGCUCAGUGUAUGAAGGACGGCCAGCUCAGCUUCGAUAUCGACGAGUAUCUCUUUGACGUGCCCCCGCGGGUCGCGGAGAGCGACCUCGCUCCGUGGGCGACCAGUCAAGGCAAGUCCGACACGGCGAGUCUGGUCCGCACGCUGGAGGGCGUAUUCGGCGGUACCUCGCACCGGACGCCGCUCGGAUAUAACCCCAAGGGCGAGGAAGGCGACUUCACCGGGGAAUACAUCCACGAGUCGAUCAAUGAUCGCAAGCUGCGCGGCUGGAGCUGGCCCUGUGCUACCCUGAAAGGGAAGAGGGACAAUGGUACUUGGACCCUGGCGGACUCAAAGACAAUUUUGGAGAUUCGCGCAUUGGAGAGAGAAAGGUACAUGAAGGGCAGAAUCAGGACGGUCCACGUUGAGGAGGUGGAUUAGACUGUUCCUCGGACGGUUGAAUUGUGGGUGCAGCCCGGACGGCUAUUUUGAGGUUUGUCGGGGUCAUAUAUUCCUGGGGUCUAGAUUGCGUACCUUUGGAGUUUGGAGUUUGUAUCGUCAGCAAUGUCCUUUCUUCGUUCAAGGUAUACUUAUUGGGUAAAUUGUGUUGGGUGUGGUGGACUGCAUAGAUGAAUCCACAGAGGAAGUCUUCC